Arachis duranensis is the source of this 1683-nucleotide messenger RNA. Its product is annotated as gamma aminobutyrate transaminase 1, mitochondrial. The record is from RefSeq and is a predicted model, not a curated record. Lineage: Eukaryota; Viridiplantae; Streptophyta; Magnoliopsida; Fabales; Fabaceae. Bases 143 to 1489 code for a protein of 448 amino acids. The transcript is spliced from 18 exons. Gene Ontology annotation, biological process: biotin biosynthetic process. Gene Ontology annotation, molecular function: pyridoxal phosphate binding; S-adenosyl-L-methionine:8-amino-7-oxononanoate transaminase activity.
UCUAUCUUUAAAUCUUCAUUAGGUUUCCAGAAGUUUGCAUGAAAAUCUUCUUAAGAUUGCCUUAUGGUCUCGAUCAAACAGUACAAGUUCUUCUUUGGCAACAGACAACACCACUAAUGAUGCACGGUUCAAGGGCCAUGAUAUGCUUGCCCCUUUCACAGCUGGGUGGCAGACAACUGAUGUGAAUCCUUUGGUUAUAGACAAGUCAGAGGGAAGCUAUGUAUAUGACAUUAAUGGGAAGAAGUAUCUUGACUCACUUGCUGGUCUAUGGUGCACAGCUCUAGGGGGGAAUGAGCCACGUCUAGUUGAAGCUGCCACUGCACAACUGAACAAAUUGCCAUUUUACCAUUCCUUUUGGAAUCGGACUACAAAACCCUCUCUGGAUCUAGCCAAGGACCUCCUAGAAACGUUCACAGCCAGAAAGAUGGCGAAAGCUUUUUUUGUUAAUAGCGGAUCAGAAGCAAAUGACACUCAGGUGAAACUUGUAUGGUAUUAUAACAACGCACUUGGAAGACCAAAUAAAAAGAAAUUCAUAGCUCGUGCUAAAUCGUAUCAUGGUUCAACAUUGAUAGCAGCCAGUCUUUCUGGACUUCCAGCUCUGCAUCAAAAAUUUGAUCUGCCUGCUCCUUUUGUCUUACACACUGAUUGUCCACAUUACUGGCGGUUUCAUCUUCCAGGUGAGACAGAGGAAGAGUUUUCAACCAGAUUAGCCAAAAAUCUAGAGGAGCUAAUUCUGAAAGAGGGACCAGAUACAAUUGCUGCAUUUAUUGCUGAGCCAGUUAUGGGGGCAGGAGGUGUAAUACCUCCACCUGCAACUUAUUUCGAAAAGAUCCAAGCUGUUGUCAAGAAGUAUGACAUUCUUUUUAUUGCUGAUGAGGUGAUCUGUGCCUUUGGAAGACUUGGGACAAUGUAUGGAUGUGACAAGUAUGGCAUCAAGCCCGAUCUUGUCUCCUUAGCAAAGGCACUCUCGUCUGCAUAUUUGCCAAUUGGAGCAGUUCUUGUGAGUCCAGAAGUUUCAGAAGUUAUACACUCACAGAGCAACAAGCUUGGUUCAUUUUCCCAUGGGUUUACUUACUCUGGACACCCUGUAUCCUGUGCUGUUGCAAUUGAAGCACUGAAGAUCUACAAAGAAAGAAAUAUUGUCGAGAAGGUGGCAAAUAUCUCCCCAAGGUUCCAAGAUGGUGUAAAAGCUUUUGCUGACAGUCCUAUCAUUGGAGAGAUCCGAGGAACUGGCUUAAUUUUGGGUACCGAGUUCACAGACAAUAAGUCACCUAAUGAUCCAUUUCCUCCUGAAUGGGGGGUUGGUGCCUAUUUUGGAGCACAAUGUGAGAAGCAUGGUAUGUUAGUUCGUGUAGCUGGGGAUAACAUUAUGAUGUCUCCACCGUUCAUCAUUUCUCCUGAAGAAGUUGAUGAGUUAAUAAGCAUUUAUGGGAAAGCCCUAAAAGGUACGGAAGAGAGGGUAAAAGAGCUCAAGUCUCAGCGGAAGUAGCUCAAAGUUGCUCGGCAGGAGAUGCCAUAGUAAAUAAAUUAUGAUACCUUCAAACAAAAUAGAAAAAUAAUAGUUUGAAGAGGAAUUGUGUAUUAUGACACUUUGGGGACACAACACUCGAUAAAACUGCGUAAACCUUUUAGCUAUUGUAAAUGUCAGUAGAUUGCCGCAAAUUAAUUUUCAUAUGAUUCUAA